AUGACAAUGACAGUGGAGAGUCUAAUGUUCCAGAAAAACACUUUGGGGAAUGCUGCUGACAGGAACACCUCCGGAUUGGAGCUUUGUUCCUAUUCCCUUCCCAGGCGCCACGGUUCGACCGACCCACCUGUCCUCGGGUCCUCCCAGUUCUGGAGACUGACGUGGGAUGCGCCCUUGAGCCCUGCACUCCGUCCCCGCGUCCCUGUCGGGCUGGCCAGCGCUACCCACCUCACCUGCAACUCCGAGACACAGCGCUCAGAGGAGGACGCGCAGCCCCGUUACCACAGAAACGAAGUUGCCUACGUCACGGCGCGUGCGGGAAGUCAAAGGUCAUACCAGCUAGUUCCGCUUCCUGUUCCGGGAUUCCGCUUGUUGUCGGAAAGCUGUGGGGUUCCGGCCAACCCUUGGGGCCUAUUUCUGGGGUAGGUUGGCGCGAGGUCGGCUGCUGCAGCCAUGGCGGCCUCCACCGCGGCCGGGAAGCAGAGGAUUCCCAAAGUGGCUAAGGUGAAAAACAAAGCCCCAGCUGAGGUACAGAUAACUGCUGAGCAACUCUUAAGAGAAGCUAAAGAAAGAGAGCUUGAGCUUCUUCCACCUCCACCUCAACAGAAGAUCACAGAUGAAGAAGAGCUAAACGAUUACAAACUAAGAAAAAGGAAGACUUUUGAAGAUAAUAUAAGAAAAAACAGGACUGUGAUUAGUAACUGGAUAAAAUACGCACAAUGGGAAGAGAGUCUAAAGGAGAUUCAAAGGGCUCGAUCCAUAUACGAGCGUGCUUUAGAUGUAGACUACCGAAAUAUUACACUCUGGCUGAAAUAUGCAGAAAUGGAAAUGAAGAAUCGCCAGGUCAACCAUGCCCGAAAUAUCUGGGACCGGGCCAUAACAACUCUGCCUCGAGUCAACCAGUUCUGGUACAAGUACACAUACAUGGAGGAGAUGUUGGGAAACAUUGCUGGCGCCCGGCAGGUGUUUGAGCGCUGGAUGGAAUGGCAGCCUGAGGAGCAAGCCUGGCACUCCUACAUCAACUUUGAGCUGCGAUACAAAGAGGUGGACCGGGCCCGCACCAUUUAUGAACGCUUUGUCCUUGUGCACCCUGAUGUUAAGAACUGGAUCAAGUAUGCUCGCUUUGAAGAAAAACAUGGUUAUUUUGCCCAUGCACGGAAAGUGUACGAGAGAGCUGUUGAAUUCUUUGGAGAUGAGCAUAUGGAUGAACACCUUUAUGUUGCCUUUGCCAAAUUUGAAGAAAAUCAAAAAGAAUUUGAAAGGGUACGAGUGAUCUACAAGUAUGCCCUGGAUAGAAUUUCAAAGCAGGAGGCCCAAGAACUCUUUAAAAACUAUACCAUCUUUGAGAAGAAGUUCGGUGAUCGACGGGGUAUUGAAGACAUCAUUGUGAGCAAACGAAGAUUCCAAUAUGAGGAAGAGGUGAAGGCUAAUCCACACAAUUACGAUGCAUGGUUUGAUUACUUGCGCUUGGUGGAAAGUGAUGCAGAAGCAGAAACCGUUCGAGAAGUCUAUGAAAGAGCCAUUGCCAAUGUGCCACCCAUUCAAGAGAAGCGGCACUGGAAGCGCUACAUCUAUCUGUGGGUCAACUACGCACUCUAUGAAGAAUUGGAGGCCAAGGAUCCCGAGAGGACAAGACAGGUGUAUCAAGCUUCUUUGGAAUUAAUUCCUCAUAAAAAGUUCACAUUUGCCAAGAUGUGGUUACUAUACGCACAAUUUGAAAUAAGACAGAAAAAUUUACCAUUUGCCAGAAGAGCUUUGGGAACUUCCAUAGGCAAAUGUCCAAAGAACAAGUUAUUUAAAGGUUACAUAGAAUUGGAGCUGCAGCUUCGAGAAUUUGACAGAUGCCGGAAGCUUUAUGAAAAGUUCUUGGAAUUUGGACCUGAAAAUUGUACCUCCUGGAUUAAAUUUGCAGAAUUAGAAACAAUCCUUGGUGAUAUUGAGAGAGCCCGGGCAAUCUACGAGUUAGCCAUCAGUCAGCCACGCUUAGACAUGCCAGAGGUGCUUUGGAAGUCAUAUAUUGAUUUUGAAAUUGAGCAGGAAGAAACUGAGAGAACACGAAAUCUUUACCGAAGAUUGCUUCAGCGGACACAACAUGUCAAGGUAUGGAUCAGCUUUGCACAGUUUGAGCUGUCUUCGGGGAAAGAAGGAAGUUUGGCUAAAUGCAGACAAAUUUAUGAAGAGGCUAACAAAACCAUGAGGAACUGUGAAGAAAAGGAAGAGAGACUUAUGUUGCUGGAAUCCUGGCGAAGCUUUGAAGAUGAAUUUGGAACAGUAUCAGAUAAGGAGAGAGUAGACAAACUCAUGCCAGAGAAAGUCAAGAAGAGAAGAAAGGUCCAGGCUGAUGACGGGUCUGAUGCAGGCUGGGAAGAGUACUAUGAUUACAUCUUUCCGGAAGAUGCUGCCAACCAACCCAACCUCAAGCUUCUGGCCAUGGCCAAACUCUGGAAGAAACAGCAACAGGAAAAGGAGGCUGCAGAGCAAGACCCAGAUAAGGACAUUGAUGAGAGUGAAUCCUGAUGUUCUUGUUCAUAUUGAUAAGUGUUUUAUUAUUUUUAUAAAUUAAUCGUUCGAAACUCUUGUGACUCCGUAAGUUUUUGUAUAUUUCACCAGUAAGGAAUUGAUUGGAGUCUUUGAUAGCUAUUUUUUGAAUUAUUUUUAAAAUGUUCUUGGGUUAGUGAGGGGUGGGGGGUUGCAAGAAAAUUUUUUUAACCAUUAGUUUUAUCGGAAUCCAAACAUUUUUUUUUUGGUCCAUAUCACGUAUUAGGAAAUCUAAUUGAGGUAA
Molecule: messenger RNA, 2782 nt
Organism: Odobenus rosmarus divergens (Pacific walrus)
Lineage: Eukaryota; Metazoa; Chordata; Mammalia; Carnivora; Odobenidae
Gene: CRNKL1
Product: crooked neck pre-mRNA splicing factor-like 1 (Drosophila)
Biological process (GO): mRNA splicing, via spliceosome; spliceosomal complex assembly
Cellular component (GO): U2-type catalytic step 2 spliceosome; Prp19 complex; post-mRNA release spliceosomal complex
Molecular function (GO): protein binding
Source: RefSeq, a predicted model, not a curated record